Messenger RNA from Coregonus sp. 'balchen', 7256 nucleotides. The record is from the annotation of a GenBank genome assembly. NCBI's taxonomy places the organism in Eukaryota, Metazoa, Chordata, Actinopteri, Salmoniformes, Salmonidae.
CACACACACACAGAGGCAGACUUUGCUCCGUUGAGACGAUUCUCAUGUGAUUGUAGGAGUUAUUUGCAAGUCAGGGGAGUUUUUGCUCCAUUCCAAGACACACACACCACGGACACACAUGAUCAUACACACACCUGGGGUUACAAAAGCUGCCCUGCGUUGUAAAGGACUCCACAUCACGUUUAGGUGAUUGAAACAGGACUGCUGCACCAAUAAGGUAUUGUGAAUACAUUUUUUGAAUUAUUCUCAUUGGCUCAUGCUUUCCAUACCUCUAGAUUUAGGUUAAUUUGAGAGAGUGUGAGAUUUUCAGUAAAUGUAUAGAUUAUAAAAACGCAUAUAUUUUGUGAAGAAUGUGUGUGCUGGAAGGGUUUAAUACAAAAAAUAAAAUUUUCUUCCUGUAAUAUAUCAGCAGGUAACUGUUAAACAUCUUUCUCAAUGUGUUUUUAGGAGAUUUCUGGGUUGUUUGUGUGUGUGUGUGCACGUGCGUGUGUGUGUCUGCUUUACCCAUGCAGUGUGUAGUUGAUAGAAGUGUAGUUAGUAUCUGUGUGUUCUCUCCUCCUCCAAUCCAGCUGUAGAGACAUGUGGUGGGUGUUGGUCCUGCUGCUAUCCCUGGCCAGCCGGGCUCUGUCUUUAGAAAAGCUCAACAUGUGUAUGGAUGCCAAACAUCACAAAAAAGAGCCUGGCGCCGAAGGACAACUCUAUCAACAGGUGUGUGUGUGUGUGUAUGUAUGGUAGGAGAGUGAGUAGAAUGGAUGGAAAACAGCAUAUAUGUAUUCAUCUUUAAAUUAAUAAUGAAUUUAUCUAUGUUUGUUCUUUUCCUCCUGUAGUGUGCUCCAUGAAGGGAUAAUGUUAUUUACCUCCUGUAGUUUGCUCCAUGGAGGGAUAAUGUUAUUUUCCUCCUGUAGUGUGCUCCAUGGAGGGAUAAUGUUAUUUUCCUCCUGUAGUGUGCUCCAUGGAGGGAUAAUGUUAUUUUCCUCCUGUAGUGUGCUCCAUGAAGGGAUAAUGUUAUUUUCCUCCUGUAGUGUGCUCCAUGGGGGGAUAAUGUUAUUUUCCUCCUGUAGUGUGCUCCAUGGAGGGAUAAUGUUAUUUUCCUCCUGUAGUGUGCUCCAUGGAGGGAUAAUGUUAUUUUCCUCCUGUAGUGUGCUCUAUAGAGAGAUAAUGUUAUUUCCCUCCUGUAGUGUGCUCCAUGGAGGGAUAAUGUUAUUUUCCUCCUGUAGUGUGCUCCAUGGAGAGAUAAUGCAUGUUGUACGGCUAACACCAGUGCGGAGGCCCAUGAUGAUAACUCCUAUCUGUACAACUUUAACUGGAACCACUGUGGCAUCAUGACCCCCAAAUGCAAGAAACACUUCAUCCAGGACACCUGCUUCUACGAGUGCUCACCUCACCUUGGGCCCUGGAUACAGCAGGUAAAGACAUAGCCUUGUUUCCUAGGCAGAUACUCUGGCAAUUGGCCAGACUAGACUAAGGCCCCCAGUGUUGAGGGAAUUUGAAAAAGCUGGCCCGGGCAGGUGUAGUUUGUGCCAGGUGAAAAGUGAUUGUAUUAGUUUUGUGUAAGGGUUGGUGUGAGGUGUGACCCAGGUGCGGACCCGGGCAAAAAAACGGGGCCGGGCGACGCCUGUGGUUGGCCUGAUGUUGAGACUGAUGUUGAGACUUGACGAGGCCCGAUUAAGCGCCGCCCGUACCUGCCUCUAGGUGCGGCGACAGCGACUGAUGUGGGCCUGGACCUACGGGACCGCCUCCUCCUCCUCUUGCUCGGGGAAUAGGGGGGGUUGGUACCCGUAUUGGCACUUGAAGGGGGACAGGCCGAUGGACGAGCAGAGAAGGGUGUUGUGGGCGUACUCCGCCCACGCCAGUCGCUGACUCCACGUAGCUGGGUUGCUGGAGGGGUAGCACCUCAGCACCCCCUCCAGAUCCUGGUUGGCGCGCUCCGUCUGCCCGUUCGACUGGGGAUGGAAGCCGGAAGACAAGCUGAUGGAGGCGCCAAGGCAGGUGGUGAACGCCUUCAGCUGAUGGCCACCAGAACCUCCUACGCAGGAACUCCAAUGUCCUGGCGCCCCCCGGAUGGCUGGUGCGGUCGGACGCGUGCGCCCACAGAAGCAGUCGCGAGCGUGCAGCCUUGGGUACGUACAUCUUCCCCGAUGGACCUCCGCCCGGAUCGGGCUCCCGCCGUAGCGCUGCUCUAACCAGCCUAUUGAUUCCCCACGAAACUGGGGUAGUAAUCAGGGCGUUGGGGACAAUGGGGUCGUCCCUCUCCACCAGGUCCACGGGGUCGAACUGCCGGGAGAGCUGCCGGGAGACCCGGACGGUAUGAGAUCGUGAACCGGAACCUGGUGAAGAAUAACGCUCACCUGGCCUGGCGCGAGAUGAGCCUCUUGGCCCCCUGAAUGUAGGCUAAGUUCUUACGGUCAGACCAUACGACGAAUGGAUGGGCGGCCCCUUCUAGCCAAUGCCUCCACUCUCCCAGGGCGAGCUUGACCGCUAGCAGCUCACGGUUCCCCACGUCGUAAUUCCACUCCGCCGGGGACAGCCGAUGGGAGAAAAACGCGCAGGGGUGAGUCUUACCGUCCGUGAGGAACCGCUGGGACAGGAUUGCUCCCACCAGGGACUGAUCAGGAUGCCCGAGGACCGGGGCUGAUGUAAAGCACCGCUUAAGUGCAUCAAAUGCGUUCCCCGCUUCCAGGGUCCAGGCGAAGGAGCGUGCGCUCGUCUGAGUGAGGGCUGUCAGGGGAGCGGCUAGGGAGCUAAAAUUGUGAAUAAAUCGCCUAUAUGUAUUAGGAUGUAAUCCAAAUACACGAAGACGCUGUAGUCGAGGAGGCCCCGGAGUACGUCAUUGACCAACUCCUGGAACACCACAGGUGCGUUGGCUAGACCGACCGGCAUGACUUGGCACUCGUAAUGCCCACUGGGUGUGUUAAAAGCCGUCUUCCACUCGUCCCCCUCCCGAACCUCACCAGGUUGUAGGUCCAGCUUGGUGAAGACCCGGGCUCCCUGCAACGACUCGAAUGCCGUCGUCAUCAGGGGGAGUGUGUAGCGGUUCUUAACCAUGAUGUCAUUGAGCUCCCGGUAAUCAAUGAGGGACGGAUGUGACCCUCGACGAGUGCCUCGUUGAUAUACUCCCUCAUGGUCAGCGUCUCCGGCCAGGACAAGGAAAACAAUCGCCCUCGUGUGGGCAUGGCGCCCGGCAGGAGAUCGAUAGCGCAGUCAUAUGGCCUGUGAGGAGGUAGGCCCUUGGCACGCCUCUUACUAAACACCUCCCCCAGAUCCACAAUGAAAAACUGGAUAUCCUCCCAUAGCCCCCCUAACACCCGGACACGUACAGGGACAGUGCGCCGGGUGAUGAAGCCCGACCCCAACUGCUGGUCGUCCAGGCCCAUGACUGGAACCGGCUCAGAGAGGGAGAGUAACGGAACGCUCCUCCCUUGGGCCAGCCCCGCGGCCCCCGAAUCCACCAGUGCAUGCACCCGACGCGCAGCGCGGGCCCACUGAACCCUGACGGGGAGAAAAGUCAGGGAGUCUCUGGGGUUGGGGUUUCGGUUCCGGCUCGCUAGCACCCCUCCCGAUAUUAGCGAGCCCUCCCGUUUCCCGUGCAUGAGUCGCAGUGGUAACCUGCCUGGCCGCAGUACAGGCAAUGUCCCUGGCACAGACAUCUCUGCUUCUCCAUCCUGGACAAGCGUGCCUUGCGUCAUCUCUCUCUCAUGCGCCCUCUCACGACAUCGAUUGUCUACCCGCACCGAGAAGUUGACGAGGCCGUCCAGUCGCUCAGGCAGCUCCCUGAAGGAGAGUUCGUCCUUCAUCCCCUCCGAUAGCGGCCUCCCCCCACCGAAUGGUCACCCUGCCUACAGGCCGUGAGCCGCCUCCCGGCCUAGUGCCCCGACACCACCCGAGAAGUGUCGAACACCUUGCGUAGCUCCCGGGUGAAUUGGCAGGAGUCGGAGCACUCCGCGGUAGCCCAGGAAAGGGCCCGACCCGUCAACAGAGUGAUAAUGUAGGCCACCUGACCCUGCUCUGUCGGGAAGGAGGAGGGUUGUAGGCUGAAUACCAGGGAACACUGGGUGAGGAAUUCCCUGCAGCCCUCUGGACAUCCGUCGUACCUCACCGGAGGUGGCAGGCGGGGUUCCUGCGACAUCACAGGUGAGACUGGAGACGCCACUGCCACGGCUUCUGCUCCGCCGGCUGCCGGGGCUGGUCGGGUGUCCACCUGGCUCAGCUGGCGGAGAUUCUCGGUGAAUUGCUGCAGGCUGCGGUCGUGCUGGUUCAGCAUAGCUCCCUGCGUUGCCAAUGCGCAACGAUUCUGUGCUGCCUCCACUGGGUCCAUAUUGACUCUGUUUUCUGUAAGGGUUGGUGUGAGGUGUGACCCAGGUGCGGUGCAGGAUAGACAGUAGGCAGUAGGCAGAGAUGGUGAAACAAGGAUCUUUAGUGGUGGUCCCAAAACCAGGAUACAAAAUAACGGACAGCAAACAUACUAAAUACUAACUACGACUGAAAACAUCAAUGAAACAGGGAGAACACUUCUCAAGUACCUGUCCAUACAUCUCGCAAUCAGACACUGAUUAGUACUGUUUGGCAUCGAGCACUAGCAGAGAAAACAGAGCAAGGGAACAAAGGGAAGUGAGGGCAUAAAUACACAGGUGAACAGGUAGACACAGGUGACACCAAUAGGAUAAUGAUUAGUCCAGACUGUGAGUGAGGAGGUGCCUAAGGUUGUCGGAGGAUGACACCUAGUGGGUCGCUCCGGAACUGCGACCCCAUCCUGUAACAGUUUUGAAACCGGGCUGCUUCCCGGGCGUGAGCUGGGUACCCCGUUCUGGCUGACGACAAAGUCGGCUCAAAACAAAAGUGAAGUAGGCCUAGGUUAAGCACGUGAGUACGAUUCUGUAGGAUUAAUAGGAUUCUGUAGGAUUGAUAAGUAGGAUUUUGUAUAAUUAUUAAGUAGGAUUCCGUAGGAUUAAUAAGUAGGAUUUUGUAGGAUUAAAAAGUAGGAUUCUGUAGGAUUAAUAAGUAGGAUUCUGUAGAAUUAAUAAAUAGGAUUCUGUAGGAUUAAUAAGUAGGAUUCUGUAGGAUUAAUAAGUAUCAUUGUGUGUUCUCACAUGGAAAAGUGAUUGCUUUUGAUAAAAAAUGAAAAGUAGUCUGAAAAUUCAAGGGGAUUGUAUGUUUCUGAACGAUGCAUCAAGCUGCCUUCUUGACAACAAGACCGAACGGCGCAGAUUACUGUUUGAUUUGAGCGAGGCGCACCUCCUUCACUGGCUUCGCCCAGUCACAUGAUGGGCCAUAGGCUGGUUCAACCCAGGCCAGCUUAAUUGAAACCCCUCGGUGUCUCAGCCAUGUCACAACCACAAAAAAAAGCAUGUGCACCACAAAAAAAAAAAGAAUGAGGGAAAUCAAGGAGUUUCUCAUGGCUAGUUUCUAUAUGUAUUUUAUGCUAUAAAAUGUAAAAUGAAUCAACAUUCUAUGACUUUUAUUGUGUAGGUGGACCAGUCUUGGCGUAAGGAGCGGAUCCUAUACGUGCCUCUGUGUCAGGAGGACUGCCACAGCUGGUGGGACGACUGCAAGGAUGACUUCACCUGCAAACAGGACUGGCACUAUGGCUGGGACUGGACCACAGGUACACACACACACACACACACACACACACACACACACACACACACACACACACACACACACACACACACACACACACACACACACACACAUAUACAUACACACAUAUACACACACACAUAUACAUACACACACCAGGCAACAACACAUCCGCCAUGCUGACCCUCAACACGGGGGCCCCUCAGGGGUGCGUGCUUAGUCUCUUCCUGUACUCCUUGUUCACCCGCAACGACGAUGAGACAGCCUAUAGGGAGGAGGUCAGAGACCUGACAGUGUGGUGCCAGGACAACAACCUCUCCCUCAACGUCAGCAAGACAAAGGAGCUGAUCGUGGACUACAGGAAACGGAGGGCCGAGCACGCCCCCAUUCACAUCGAUGGGACUGUAGUGGAGCGGGUCAAGAGCUUCACGUUCCUCUGUGUCCACAUCACUCAGGAUCAAUCAUGGUCCACACACGCCAACACAGUCGUGAAGAGGGCACGACAAUGCCUCUUCCUCCUCAGGAGGCUGAAAAGAUUUGGCAUGGUUCCUCAGAUCCUCAAAAAGUUCUACAGCUGCACCAUUGAGAGCAUAUUGACUGGCUGCAUCAACGCUUCUAUACCAGGCGGUGUCAAAUUGUCAAAGACUCCAGCCACCUAAGUCAUAGACUGUUCACUCUGAUACCGCACGGCAAGCGGUACCAAUGCACCAAGUCUGGAACCAACAAGACCCUGAACAGCUUCUACCCCCAAGCCAUACCCCCAAGCUAUAAGACUGCUAAAUAGUUAGUUAAAUAUUUAACCAAAUAGCUACCCGAACUAUCUGCAUUGAUCACAUAGGCUGCUGCUACUGUUUAUUAUCUAUCUUGUUGCCUAGUAACUUUAUUCCUAGUUAUAUGUACAUAUCUACCUCAAUUACCUCGUACCCCUGCACAUCGACUCGGUACUGGUACCCCGUGUAUAUAGCCAAGUUUUCAUUACUCAUUGUGCAUUUAUUAUUACUUUUAUUAUUACGUGUUAAUACUUUUCUAAUCUUUUUCUAUUUUAUUUAUCUCUGCAUUGUUGGGAAGGGCCCCUAAGUAAGCAUUUCACUGUUUGUCUACAUCUGUUGUUUAAGAAGCAAGUGACGAAUAGAAAUUGAUUUGAUUUUACACACACACACACGGGUAUACGCUCUCUCUCACACACGCACACACACACACACAAACAUAUAUUGUUUUAUUUAAAUGGAAAAUAAAACAUUGUGAUGAAACUUUGUUUGUUUAUCCUGUCCUCUCUCCUCCCCUUCUUCUCUCCACUCCAUCCCUCUUCCAUCCUCUCCUCCCUCUCUCUCAGGGCAUAACCGCUGUCCUGCUGAGGCUAAGUGUCGUAAGUGGACUGAUGUCUUCCCUACAGCCCAGAUUAUGUGUGAGAAGAUCUGGUCUGACUCCUACAGCUACACUACUCUCUCCAACUCUUCUGGCCGCUGCAUGCAGCUGUGGUUCACCGGAAAGAACCCCAACGAGAAGGUGGCGGAAUACUACUUAAACCACGCCCCCUGGCAACAUGCUACCCCCGCCUCACUCCUCCUCCUGGCAACAAUGUCAUUAAGUGUUGUCCUGCUCUGAAUAAAACCACAGAUGUUCAUGUAAUGGAUGGCUUUAUGUGUCCUUGUCUCCCUACACAAAUUAACUGUCUC